Molecule: messenger RNA, 645 nt
Organism: Aureococcus anophagefferens
Lineage: Eukaryota; Pelagophyceae; Pelagomonadales; Pelagomonadaceae
Exons: 4
Coding region: 1-645 (214 amino acids)
Source: RefSeq, a predicted model, not a curated record
AUGUCCAACGACGACGGCUGCGACGGCAGCGGCCCUUUCGAGUGCGGCGGCUUCUUCUACGACGUGAUCCCGUGGUGGCACCUCAUCAGCCCGCUGUUCCUCAUCUUCGUCGUCGGGCCGCUGCUCCGCUACGGGCUGUCGCAGCGCGGCGAGUGGAGCGGUUGGGCGUCGCUCGCGGGCCGCCACGCGUCGGCCUGGCCGGGCGACGCGGUGUCGCUGGGCACGGCCCAGUUCUGCCGCAUGCGGAGCCGCGGCUCCUGCCCGCAGAAGCUCGACAACGCGCUCCACGUCGGCGCGGCGCCGGGCGCGCUGUGCCUCGAGGUCAAGUGCUGCGCGGCGUUUUCGAAGAUGCCGCCGCUCGUCGUGCCCUGGCGGUCGAUCCGCGACGCCGGCGCGGUCUCGCAACCGUGCGUCGCCGCCGGCGAGCUCGUGCUCGACGAGGACGAGGACAUCGUCCUGACGUUCGACCUCUACGCCGCCAUUGCGCACACCUGCACGCGGCCCCUCCGGUACAGCCUGCCGUACUUGUCGCGCAGCCGGGUCCAGGGCGUGACGUCGUCGCCGCAGACGGCGCACACGACGGCGACGGGCAGCUUCCUCCUCCUCGGUGAGCUGCAGAUCUUCAGGCGCGUCGAGUUCCGCUAA